Molecule: messenger RNA, 3306 nt
Organism: Onychomys torridus (southern grasshopper mouse)
Lineage: Eukaryota; Metazoa; Chordata; Mammalia; Rodentia; Cricetidae
Gene: Samd10
Product: sterile alpha motif domain containing 10
Exons: 6
Coding region: 263-1006 (247 amino acids)
Biological process (GO): cell surface receptor protein tyrosine kinase signaling pathway
Cellular component (GO): cytoplasmic side of plasma membrane
Molecular function (GO): protein binding
Source: RefSeq, a predicted model, not a curated record
AGUCAAAGAUGUGGGUUUGCAAAGCGUUUCCGGUGGCGGCUGUUUGGUGGGUAUGCUGUGAGAAAUUGAGCACGCGUGCGCGCCCGCAAACCACUAACCAUUAACGCAGCGGGCCGUGCAUGCGGGGCCAAGGGUCGGUCGUACGUUCUGUUGCUGUGCCAGGAACAAUUCGCAGCCUGAGUCCAGCAGGCUUUUUCAGAAGCGUACCGGUGCAGGCAUGGCCGCGAGCCCGCCCUAGCCUUAGAAGACUGAUUCAGCGCACAUGACCAAGACUUCCGACUUGUGUGGCCACAGACAGUCGGGACUACGUGCACCCUGCAACUGCUGCUCUGCGCGCUCAGUAUCCAGAGGCAGGACCUUCCCCCUUCCGCGCCGUCCCACACCCGUGCGCCUUCUGAGAACAAAGGACACAGGUUCACCCACAUGGCAGCUCACAGUUGACCCUAACCCCAGUGCCAGGGGAUCCGAUGUCCGCUUCUGGGCACCAGCCACUACCCAUUUCAGCUUCUGCCAGACCCUCCUAGAGCACACAGUGUCAGCUGAGAACAUACCCUGCCACCUGCCUCGGACACCAGGCACCAGCCUUACCUGGCAUGACUCCCGUAGCCAGAGGGCAUCCUGCAGCAGGCCAGUCAAGCUCCUUCAACAGCCGGGCUCAGAGACCCCUCAGGCUCGGCUGUAUUCUGAUCACUAUGGCUUGUACCAUACAAGCCCUUCACUGGGUGGUCUGACAAGGCCAGUGGUCUUGUGGAGCCAGCAGGACGUUUGCAAGUGGCUCAAGAAGCAUUGUCCUCACAACUACCUCGUCUAUGUCGAGGCCUUCUCCCAGCAUGCAAUCACUGGCCGAGCCCUGCUUCGACUGAAUGCAGAUAAGCUACAGAGAAUGGGGUUGACCCAAGAGGCCCAGAGGCAGGAGGUGCUGCAGCAGGUGCUCCACCUGCAGGUGCGUGAGGAGGGGCGGAGCCUGCAGCUGCUCAGCCAAGCUUCCUUCGGAAACAUGUCCUAGCUGCUGCCUAGACUUGGACCCCAGACCCCAACACUGUGACCAGAGCCCACAGCCAAGGAUGAGGCAGAGCUGGCCCUACAGCCCCUUUGGAUCCUAGUGGCUAAACCUAGCCCAGUGAACAGGGAGGGGCAGGACUGCCACCUCCAGGUUCCUCUAGAGAGGCACUAUAGGUUUUGCCCUGUGGCUGGGUGGGUGGUCGCUGCUUGCUUGAAGAUCCUUCUUCUGGGAUACAAGCCCAGGCCCACCCCCUGGUGCUGCUGGCAGCAAGCAGGGCAGCUGCCUGGGGUGAGAGUGGGGUUUGAAUGUCCCCAGACUCCCAGGGAGUCUGUUUAUUUAUGCUCCCCCCCAUCUUCUGACUCAUGAGUCCAACCCUUAAGUCUUUUAAUUCUGUGUUUUCCCCAGGCACCUCCAGGUCAGCUACACAGCGGGAUGAGCUUUCUUGGCUCUUUCUGGUGUAUCCCUUCCCUAACCUUCUCAGAGUACAGCAGGUUCAACCUGUUGUCCACAGUGAUGGUCAUCAGCCCAGCUAGGUCUCAUGCUAUGUGCUUCACUCAGUGAUUACGAAACUUCAGCUUACCCUCUCCACUCACGAGAUCUGAAGUUGAAAGGGGUCCAAGAUGCUCAAGCUCCAAAGCCAGUAUGUGGCGCAACACAGACUCCAGUGCUGCGCAGGUGACUCCAUGCACAGCCCACCAGUCCAGGAAUGUUCUCAAUCUUACCUUUGAAGAAGUCUUGCUCUUAAGCAUCUUCCCUAUUCUCUGGCUCUUACAGACCAUCUUGAAGAAAUGUGUGUGUGUGUGUGUGUGUGUGUGUGUGUGUGUGUGUGUGUGUGUACACACCUCUGUGGCUCUCCCAAGAAAAACUGUAUAAUUUUUCCAAGAAAAUUAUGUAGGUCUGUUCUUCUCAUGUGUCACCAGAUACCUGAACAACCCUCCCUUGGGUUUUGGGGGCUGGUGCUGCCAGGAAGGACAGUGAGGAUGCCCCUAGCAGCUCACUUGCACUCUGCCCUCUACUAACUUUCCCAGGGACUCUAAAAUCUCAGGGACAGUUGAGGCUCAAGCCUCCAGUCCCCUCUGUGUGCCAGAAGCUGGCCUCAAUUCAAGGUUGCUCAUUACAGUUAAUUUAGGCCACUGACCUGGCAUCUCCCAUCCUGUAUGACCUCUACCCAUGGAAGGGCCACUUUGUUGUGUCUGCCUGCCUUUAGAGUGCCCCAGUCCUUGUUCCUGCAACCAGAGGGUUCUCUCUGCCUUUCUCUAUCCUCUGUCUUUUCUACCCUAUGCUCCUGUCCUGUCUUCCUUGGUUUUUGGUCACUUUUUUAUACUCUGACCAGAAAAAAAAAAAAAAAUCAGAAAUAAAUCUGGUUCUCAAAAGCCACCAGUGUUGGUGUCUCUGAGGAGCAAAGGGGUGUUUAGGACAAUUCCUAUAGGUAGAACCACUAGAGGGCAGCAGUGUUGCAUUCUGAAGACACUACUUGGUAACUCCAGGACACCAGGGCAAACAAGAUACCAGGGCAAACAAGGUAGAGAUCCUGAGGAUGUUACCCCAGUUGGGACACAAGAGCCCUGACAUACUCAGAACAGCUUGGGUACAUGGAAUGAGGCUCUCUGGAGCUGCUCUAACAAUGGAUUCCUUUGGUUCAUGGUCUGAGAAUGUAGCUUAAUGAUAUUAAACAUGGUUUGUGGCCCAGAGCUAGGUUUGAUCCUCAGCACAGAGACAGAAACAGAGGUCCUCUAAAAGUAGAGAAGAAUCCUUGCCUAUUUUACUUGCUAGUGGCCAGUGUAUUCCUGGGCUCAAGGCUACAUCAUUAAUCUAUUUCUGUGAUCAUUCUCUUCUGGCUCUUAAAUACCUCCUUUAUAUUUAGAGUCCACUUGGGUGAUCCAGAUAGAUCUCAAGAACUUCAGUCAUAUCUACAAAGACCCUUUUUUCAAAAUAAAAUAUCACUACAGGUUCAGGAAUUUAUCUGUUGGGGCUCACUUUUCAGCCAGGUCCUGGCAUACAUAGCUCAAUAGAUACAAAGAUAUACAACACAUAUGCACAGAUAUAAUUACCCAAGCACAUAAAUACUAAUGCACAAUCCGCCACCACUAACAAAUACACAAGACAUACCACAUGGUACACAUAAGCACACUGCAUUGCAAAAUGACAACACCUAGAUACACACAAAAGGCAGCUGCAGGGAGGUGGGACUAGAGAGGUGACACAGUGGUUAAGAGCACUUGCUGCUUUUGUAGAGCUGAGUUCCCAAGACCCACCUCAGGCAGCUCACAACUGCUGUAACUCCAGCAGUAUCUGAUGCCCUC